Messenger RNA from Schizophyllum commune H4-8, 1494 nucleotides. RefSeq lists its product as uncharacterized. The record is from RefSeq and is a predicted model, not a curated record. The transcript has 10 exons. Bases 1 to 1494 code for a protein of 497 amino acids. Lineage: Eukaryota; Fungi; Basidiomycota; Agaricomycetes; Agaricales; Schizophyllaceae.
AUGUCCGCCCCCCAGACGACGCACACGCUCAGCAUCGUCGACCAGUCCCCCGUCUUCCAGUUCUCCCCGUACAUGAGCAACAGCACGGACGAUGGGUGGAAGGUGUUUUAUCAGGACACACCCGACUCGUCCUACGACCUCACGCACACUUUAAACAAUCUGGGUCGCGGACAGAGCCACCACGCGAGCACCUCAUCGGGCGCGAGUGCGACCAUCGAGUUCUACGGGUCUGCGUGCACGCUGUACGGGACGGCGGAUGCGGGAACGUACAAGACGAAGUUGGACGACGGGGACGAGCAGGAUGGGUCCCCCAGUGGCUCCAACACGCUUGUCGCAUACGAAGGCCUUGACUACGGCAAGCAUACCUUGACCCUCACCGUGUCAGGAGGCAAGCCUGUAGAAAUUCAGCACGCGGACGUCGUGCUGGGCCUUGGAGAGAACAACGCCUCCCUCAAUAAAACCAACAUCGACACCGUCGAGGUCUCGCAAGGCGGCUACCACACUGAGAAAAAUCCGUUCUUUUCGACAUCGGGCGCGACGUUCAACACCGAUCACGAUGCGGCGGGUUACCCACGACUCGACACCAGCGGACUGGGCACGAUUUCCUUCACGUUCACGAGCGCAACCAUCAUUCAGUUGUUGGGGACGAUGAACUAUGACCACGGCCAAUACAGUGUGUCGAUCAGCCCUUCGGUGGGCGCAUCAGAUGAGACGCGCACCUUCAAUGCGUCUUCACUAUGGUUUGCCUAUGAUAGCAUCCUGUUCUUCGAGUCAGGUUUGGACAGAGACGAGACAUACCAAAUCACCAUGAAAAACCUGGAUCAGGACUUGUAUAUGGACCUUCAUCAGAUCAUCCUCAUAGAUGCUAUCCCGAAGGACUCUCCAUCAAUAUCGACAGGCGCUAUCGCUGGCAUAGCAGUGGGCGCAGUAAUUGCUGUGCUCCUCGCGAUACUCACGGUGCUCUUAUGGCGGAGGCGAAGGAGUAAACGUAUGAGCGGCAGCUUUGACAUGGAUGCGCCAGGCUACGGCAUGCACCAGAACGGUUUCUCGACUCACAUGCCCAUCCACGCAGUCACCAUCUCCCCCUACGAAGCCAUCCCGACGCCUGCAUCGUCAGAGUUCAAUCCCGCCUCCUUGUACAUGGCCAGCUCUGCGAGCGCUGCGGCUGGCGGCAACUCGUCUACGCACAACGGCAACAUACCACCCUCCAAGUUGUCGUCCUUCCGCGGCAGUGAAGUCAAUACAGAGGCGUCGCGCUCAAGAUCAAACUCGGGCGACCUGCUGAGCGCGCCCACUGCCUCCAGCUCGUCCGGGUCUGACGCCACCAUGGUGAAAGGCCGACGCACGCCAGAGUCGCGCGUAUCUCCGGCCCCGCGGCAGGAGGUAGACGCGGGUCCGCUCGCGCUGCAACCCGCGGAAGAGCCGGAGGUGCUGCCUCCAGGCUAUAACCCCGCCUGGGCAGGCGAACCACGUCCGAUUCCGAAUACACGGUAG